This is a messenger RNA of Pistacia vera, 774 nucleotides long. RefSeq lists its product as uncharacterized. Bases 1 to 774 code for a protein of 257 amino acids. The record is from RefSeq and is a predicted model, not a curated record. Lineage: Eukaryota; Viridiplantae; Streptophyta; Magnoliopsida; Sapindales; Anacardiaceae. The transcript is spliced from 3 exons.
AUGCACACUGAUCAACCUCAGCCUGCUCUUCACUCUAAGUCCCUUGAUCCUAGUUCUGGAGUUGCAAACUCUUUGGCUCAGCAUCAUGCUCCUAGUAUUCAACUAGAAGUUGUUCUACCAUUAGCAGCUCCAACACUGUCUACAGAACCUAUUCUUUCUUCUUAUACUAAACUCAUUCCAUGCUUACAAGUGACAGGCACUAACUCUCAACUCAUUGCUCAAGUAGUUCAAGAUCUUAAUAGUCAAUUUGCUCUCAAGAUUUUAGGUGAAGUGAGUUAUUUCUUAGGCUUUGAGGUCUACAGAAAUAAGUUUGUUUUGUUACUCACUCGGUCUAAAUAUGCACAAGAAUUACUAGCAAAAGCAAACAUGUCAAAUUGUGAACCUUGUAGUACUCCAAUGGCACUUGGCACAAAGCUAGUAGCAGAGGAUGGAAAGUAUUUUGAUCAGCCUACCUUAUAUCGCAGCAUCAUUGGAGGUUUGCAAUACUUGACUUUAUCCAGACCUGAUAUAGCCUUCACUAUAAAUAAACUUAGUCAGUUUCUUCAGCAACCUAAAACAUCACAUUGGACAGCUUGUAAUGAGUUCCAAGAUUGGGCAAGUGAUGUUAAUGGAAGGAAGUCCACUAGUGGAUAUGCUAUUUUUCCUAGAGAAAGCCUAGUUCAAUGGAGCUCUAAGAAGCAAAAGGUAGUUUCUCUUUCUUCCAUUGAGAUUGAAUAUCGCUUUUUAAGUCAAGCUACCACUAAGAUGGUGUGGAUCCAGCAUCUAAAGAAUUAG